CAGGCAACUUAUCGGCCAAAAUUACUGUCUGUGAAAUAAGUGUAUAUUUUAGUAUUCUAAAUACACAGUUUUCUUAUAUAUUUCGGUACUUUUAAAAAUUAUCUACAAUUAUGAUAAUAUGAACGAUUAAUCGGUAAAUUCUUGUAAUUCAUAUCACGCUCGUUCAGAAAUCUUAUGCAUAUGGCGACAAAAGAAAUCGAAUCAUAUGAUCAUAGGUGUAACGAACUCCACUGACUUUUGAAUCGAGUUAAAUCAAAGUAUCGUUGCGUGAAAUUAUUCAUGUCAUAACUGGAAAAGAACUCCAAUUAUGACCCUUCACACUUUUGACAUGUUGACAUUCUGCGAUUUAAGCAUCUUUUAUCAUACUAUAAAGAGAACCGACUGGCGUAUAGGCAAAUUCUACAUAGAAACCUAAUCAGCCAUAUAGAAGAAGAAAAAGAAGACUAUAAAGAGAGAGAUUCUUAUUAGAGCGAGAGUUUACAAAUAUGAAAUAAUACAUAUCAUGUGUGAAAACACAACUGUAUAUUCAGAAAUGGAUGACCUAGAACAACAGUGCGAAGAUGCAUUGUUUGAAGUCUGUGAUGCUCGGGAAAGAUACCCACUGCAAUGCGCAAAAGAACUGGAAAAUUGCAUCAAACUUACUAAUGAGAUAUCUAUGGCCAAGGUUCUUGUAAAGCCAAUAAAAAUUCCAGAUUUGCAGUCUUUUACAAACAAACAAUCAACAAUGUUUGAAAAAAAUCUUUCCGAAGCGACUGAACUGCUAAAAACACAAGAACAUAAAUUGCAAGUAAUGAUAGACAAGAUUGAAAACUUGACAGCUGUUUUAGAUCAGAUUAAAAGGGACAAGUUAUGCAAUAUAAAUAAAUUAUUGUGGCAAUAAAUAUAUUUUUCAACUAUAACAUUAUCAUUUGAAUUCUCACAAUUCUGAUAUAUGUAUACCAUAAAAUAAUAUUGCAUAUUCCAGUUUGCAAAGUCGUUGUCGCACAUUUGUUUACUGCAUACACAAUUAUAAUGUAUUAUGUAAAUAUAAAUAAAAAAAAUGAUUUUUUAAAUUUA
Formica exsecta is the source of this 1056-nucleotide messenger RNA. RefSeq lists its product as uncharacterized. Lineage: Eukaryota; Metazoa; Arthropoda; Insecta; Hymenoptera; Formicidae. The transcript is spliced from 4 exons. Bases 503 to 880 code for a protein of 125 amino acids. The record is from RefSeq and is a predicted model, not a curated record.